Aegilops tauschii subsp. strangulata is the source of this 603-nucleotide messenger RNA. The record is from RefSeq and is a predicted model, not a curated record. Lineage: Eukaryota; Viridiplantae; Streptophyta; Magnoliopsida; Poales; Poaceae.
AUGAACUCCACCUCCGGCACCCUCGUCACCGCUGCUAUGCCCGCCUCCGCCUCCCCGGCAGUGCAUGUCGCUAGCGUGCGCACUCAUGUGCCCGUCACGCUCGACCUCCAUGCCUCGAACUUCACCAAGUGGCGGAUGCUCGUCCGCGUGCUCCUCGGCAAGUACGACUUGCUCCCUCACGUCAACGUCGUCAUCGCCGCGGCGGACCGCACGCCGGACUGGACUCGCGAUGACUACGUCGUUCGGUCCUGGCUCUACGGGUCCAUCUCCGACGAAAUCCUGGACAUAAUCAUGGCGGAGGAUCAAACUGCCCAGGAAGCAUGGAUGCUCAUCACCAACCUGUUUCUAGACAAUCAGAUGACUCGGGCUGUUUACCUUGAGGCGGAGUUCCGAGGUCUCGUCCAAGGUGACCUCUCCAUCACAGCCUACUGUCAUCGCCUCAAGGCCCUUUCGGAUGCUCUCAGCGACGUCGGCACCCCCGUCUCCGACCAAACUCUUGUCCUCAACUGCCUCGUGGACUCAAUCCGCGCUUCUCCGACAUCACGACGAUCGUCACCAUGCAGAAUCCUCUUCCGUCGUUCAACCAGACGAGGUCCUUGCUGA